AUGUCUAUAAACAACAUCCUCAACCGAGAACCCACACCUUCAGCCAGCCAACCCAUACUUAGUAACACGUACUGGCCCGUCCUCAGAGACGCUCUCCUACAAGAUCCAUCCUCCUACAACAACCUGCAUCUUGAAUGCGGAAUAUGUCUUGAAAACAUGACAGUAUUCCAGCAUGAACAUACUUACGAUCCAGAAAUGUCUCAUCUUUCGCAUAGAGCUCGUAUCUUUCCCUGUGGACACAUGUUUGGUAAUUGUGGCCAUGUCCACACUGGUAUGCCCAUGCCAACCACUGUCAAACAAAUCUGGAGGUUUCCGCCUACACUCUCAGAAGGAGGCGUGGUGGCAAAUAAAUGUGGCGAUUGCCAAGCCACAGAGAUUAUCAUGGGCAUCAACUAUCUAGCGCCCACGCUUCUUUUCCCGUUUGAACUUGCAGAGGGAGAUUCACUCUUUGUAUCAGUCAGAACGAAGAGCCAAGUGUGGGAUUUGAGGCCGACGGAGUUGGUAGAAGGGCAUGUUUCGCAUGACCUGCCGGUUAAAGGACCGCUGAAGAGGGUCUUUGAUGAGAUCAAAGCCAAACUGAAAGAUAGUGCUAUGAGAUCUUGGUAUUCUGCAGAUUUGAGGAGCUUUGAGAUCGCUAUAAGGUUAUGUUCUGAGGAACCUUGA
Messenger RNA from Fusarium venenatum, 663 nucleotides. Lineage: Eukaryota; Fungi; Ascomycota; Sordariomycetes; Hypocreales; Nectriaceae. The record is from RefSeq and is a predicted model, not a curated record.